Molecule: messenger RNA, 1314 nt
Organism: Fomitiporia mediterranea MF3/22
Lineage: Eukaryota; Fungi; Basidiomycota; Agaricomycetes; Hymenochaetales; Hymenochaetaceae
Product: DUF803-domain-containing protein
Exons: 6
Coding region: 1-1314 (437 amino acids)
Biological process (GO): magnesium ion transport
Cellular component (GO): membrane
Molecular function (GO): magnesium ion transmembrane transporter activity
Source: RefSeq, a predicted model, not a curated record
AUGGUGGAGGACAAGUACAUUGGCCUUGCGCUGGCUUUAUCGAGUUCGCUAGCCAUAGGAACGAGCUUCAUCAUCACGAAAAAGGGACUCAACGACGCUGUCAAGAAUUCGGAAUAUGCAAAUGCCUCAGACGAUCAUUCAUACUUAAAGAACCCUAUAUGGUGGGCCGGCAUGUCGACCAUUGCAAAUUUUGCGGCAUAUUUAUUUGCUCCUCCUAUCCUGGUUACCCCCCUUGGAGCGCUCAGUGUUCUUAUAGGAGCGGUGCUGGCAUCGCUUCUGUUGAAGGAAGAGUUAGGGCAUGUUGGUCGUGUCGGUUGCACACUUUGCUUAAUAGGCUCCCUUAUAAUUGUACUACACGCACCUGCAGACAAGGAGGUACAGACGGUGGAUGAGAUUCUGCAUUAUGCCGUGCAACCCGGAUUUCUAUUAUAUGUUCUGACCGUCCUGAUUUUUACGCUUGUCGUGAUCUACGCCGUCGCACCGAAAUACGGACGAAAGAAUCCGUUGGUCUACAUAUCUGUCUGCUCACUUGUUGGCUCAGUCUCCGUCAUGUCCAUCAAAGGAUUCGGCGUGGCUUUGAAGCUAACAUUUAGCGGGAAUAACCAAUUUACACAUCCAAGCACAUAUGUCUUUGCUAUCAUUGUUGUUGUUUGCAUCAUGGUGCAGAUGAACUACUUCAAUAAGGCUCUUGACAGUUUCUCAACUAAUGUCGUAAAUCCGAUGUACUAUGUCGGCUUUUCCACCGCAACACUUGUCGCCUCUCUCAUUCUCUUUCAAGGACUCAACACGACGGACGGCAUCACGACAGUAUCCCUGUUAAGUGGCUUCGCAAUCACUUUCCUUGGAGUACACCUUCUAAACUUAAGCCGAAUACCCGAGCCCCCGCGCGGUCACGAUUCUAUUCUCGAGAACGGGUUGCUAAAUCCCAGACUAAGUAUUUCAGGCCGACUUUCGAUGGACGGGUGGAAUGGGACCGCAUCAGGAAACAUAGGAGGCUAUCGUCCAGAUGGUGCACCCCAUUCCGCUGGCUUUGGCCGGCACAGCAGUUUGUAUCGGCACCAAACAUCUACACUGUACAGUGCUUUUGAAGAAGAUGGUGAACUCGAAGAACCUGGGCGGGAAGCAGUAGGUCUACGCCGACUGCGGGAAGAACCAGAGGAAACGGAUGAUGAUUUUAGCGAUGCAGAUGAACGCACGCGGUUACGAUCCGUAGAGAAGACUGUCCAAAAUGGUCACCUCCAGAAUACUCGAAAGGAGGGGUCAAGGAGCCACAGCAGUUCUCCAAGGUUAUCACCGAGAGCAGGCGGCUCGUAG